AUGUCAUUUGAACAGAUCCAACUUCCCACUCCAACCGAUACACCCAGGGCAAUGGAUCAAGACGAGCCCUCACCCACUUCAUAUGCUCAUAACUCAAGUACAUGGACUCCAGUGGAUACCAUGACUCCAAUCUCUACAAAUCCAUCCAGGAAACGGUCGCGGGACGAGACUGCAUUCGAUUUUGAGACGGAUGGUUCCUACUUCACCUCUGCUGAUGCCCCAGCUCCAAUACCCGAAGAAGAACCAAUCUAUGGCGAGGGCAUGGUUCUAUUGAAUCCUAAGACCGGACUCGCUGUAUCUGCGGAGAGUCAGACUGGGACUUGGUACGAGGAAGAGGCAGAGAAAACUGCUUUGCUAGAAGAAGUGGUCGCAGCCAACUUCAGACCCAAACUACCGACAAGUCGAAAAUCCGUGCGUCUUUCUCAGAAUUCCAUCCGCAUUCCAUUCGACACGCUUUCGGGUGCUGCACCCGCUAGCCCUCCCAAAACCGCGGUAGAACGUCCCGAGUGCGACGAGGCCACAAUAGCGCUGGGGAUUGGCUGGACCAAGAUCGCCUCUGAAGAUGAUGCCAUUCAAGCUGCUGCUAGGGGGUGGGCGCGCUACUUGGACAAUCACUACGCAAGGCAUAUUCACGGUGCCCAAAUCCUGCUCAAAAGCUCUGGGCUGAAUGCUUACCUCGUGGGAAGCCAGGAGGGCUAUUUUUUGUUCAGCGAGGAUCUCUUAGAAGGGAAGCUGGUUGGUCGAACAUGGGAGACCUGCCUACAAAACUUGAAGUCUCAACCGAUGGAAUUUGAAGGGGAGGAAGUUUUGAAAGCCGAACGAACCCCAGGACCAGAGACUGUGCUGCCUCAGCUGCCUCAGCGAAACAUUAUGGAGACAUGGGCCGAUCAUAAUUCCUUGCAUCAUGCGCAACCGGUUGGUGUCACUGCUCAUGGCGGUAUGGAUCUGGAUUAA
Exophiala aquamarina CBS 119918 is the source of this 954-nucleotide messenger RNA. RefSeq lists its product as uncharacterized. The record is from RefSeq and is a predicted model, not a curated record. The transcript has a single exon. NCBI's taxonomy places the organism in Eukaryota, Fungi, Ascomycota, Eurotiomycetes, Chaetothyriales, Herpotrichiellaceae. The coding region runs from base 1 to 954 and encodes 317 amino acids.